Molecule: messenger RNA, 1019 nt
Organism: Anopheles funestus (African malaria mosquito)
Lineage: Eukaryota; Metazoa; Arthropoda; Insecta; Diptera; Culicidae
Gene: viaf
Product: viral IAP-associated factor homolog
Exons: 2
Coding region: 241-939 (232 amino acids)
Biological process (GO): protein folding
Cellular component (GO): cytoplasm
Source: RefSeq, a predicted model, not a curated record
AAGAAAAGAUAAAUAAUCUUCCGUCAAAAUCACAUUGGUUGACUCACAAUAUCGUGUGGUGGAGGCCGCACGCAUCGUUGCCUUCUUUCACGGUGGAUCUAAUUAAAAAUACGCUUUUCUAAUCGCAAGUGGCCGUUCCCUAAAGACAAAGAUAUACGGGAAAUAAAAAUAUCGUUGCAAUAUCCGCAGUUUGUGAAGAUUCAACCAAACCAAAUUUUGCCUUAGUUAUCCACUUCAAAUAUGCAGGACCCCAACGAAGAUACCGAAUGGAAUGAUGUCCUCCGCGCCAAGGGCAUUAUUCCACAGAAGCCUAAGGAAAAGGAAAUUACCGAAGAUGAAAUUAUUGGCAUGAUCGAAAGCACCAUCGCUGAGAAGCAAAAUGGGAAGGAUUUGUCUCAGCUCGAUCUCGACGAGCUGGAUGAGUUGGAGGACUCGGAGGAUGAGGCAGUACUGCAACAGUAUCGACAGAAGCGUAUUGCAGAAAUGCAAGCGGCAGCAACCAAGGCACGUUAUGGCACGGUGCGCGAAAUUUCAGGCCAGGACUACGUCGAGGAAGUGACAAAAGCGGGAGAAGGUAUCUACGUAGUGCUUCACCUUUAUAGCCGCGGAGUUCCGUUGUGUGCGUUGAUCAACCAGCACUUAACGCAGCUGGCAAUCGCUUUUCCGAUGACAAAGUUUGUCCGGGCAAUCGCUACCACGUGUAUUGCAAACUAUCCAGAACGCAACGUGCCAACCAUAUUCGUUUACUUUGAGGGUCAGCUGAAGAAACAAUUCAUCGGGGCAGUUGAACUGGGUGGGCCAAAUCUUACAUGCGAUGAGUUGGAAUAUAUGCUCGGGCAAACCAAAGCAAUUGAAAGCCUAAUUAAAGAAGAUCCACGAGAGUCGCGGAAGAUUAAAGACAAAAUGUUUGCGGAACUGUCGGACAAUAACGAUUGGUAGGAGGAUGGUUGGUGUUGCAAAUGUCGGCAUUUUUCUACACAAUCUAAUAAAAUUAUCUGCUAUUUAUUGAUAAUAAACAA